Eruca vesicaria subsp. sativa (arugula) is the source of this 2082-nucleotide messenger RNA. NCBI's taxonomy places the organism in Eukaryota, Viridiplantae, Streptophyta, Magnoliopsida, Brassicales, Brassicaceae. The record is from the annotation of a GenBank genome assembly.
CCGAACCUCACUGAAAAAAAAAAAACCUCACACUCCAUUCUCGCUUCUUCUCAUCGUUAACGCGCCGCCGCCGUGGAGAAGAAGAGAGAAGACAUAAUGGAGGAUAUCGAGGAUCUGUUGGCCGGAGGAGUUGGUGGUGCUACGCCGGGAUUCAGAUUACCGUUAAAUUCCGUCGGAGUUAAUCCGAAGAGGAAUACGAGCAAACGUAGUCUCCCGAAGCAGAAGGAUGAAGUCGCUGAUUCGAAUCGCGAUUCGCUCGCUCCACCAUCUAUGAAGAUCCCUGGAACUCAGACGAUUUAUAUCAAGACGUUUGGAUGUUCACAUAAUCAGAGUGAUAGUGAGUAUAUGGCUGGACAGCUUACUGCAUUUGGCUAUGGGUUAACGGAAGUCCCAGAGGAUGCUGAUUUGUGGCUCAUUAACACCUGUACUGUGAAGUCUCCGAGCCAGUCUGCGAUGUCUACUCUGAUAACGAGGGGUAGAAGUGGGAAAAAGCCUCUUGUGAUAGCUGGAUGUGUUCCUCAGGGAAGUCGGGACCUUAAAGAACUGGAAGGCGUUAGUGUAGUUGGUGUGCAACAAAUUGAUCGUGUUGUUGAGAUUGUUGAAGAGACUCUUAAGGGUCAUGAAGUGAGGCUGCUGAAUCGGAAGACUUUACCUGCGCUUGAUCUCCCAAAGGUGCGGAGGAACAAUUUUAUCGAGAUCCUCCCCAUCAACGUUGGCUGUUUGGGUGCCUGUACCUACUGCAAGACCAAGCAUGCCCGUGGUCACUUAGGAAGCUACACAGUCGAAAGUCUUGUAGAGCGUGUGAGAACUGUAAUAUCUGAAGGAGUCAAGGAAAUUUGGUUGAGCAGCGAGGACACUGGAGCAUAUGGUCGUGACAUAGGAGUUAAUCUUCCAAUUCUACUUAAUGCCAUCGUUAAGGAGCUUCCUUCUGAUCAAAGCACAAUGCUAAGGAUUGGGAUGACUAAUCCUCCCUUUAUCCUUGAGCAUUUGAAAGAAAUAGCAGCCGUUUUACGUCACCCAUGUGUCUACACAUUUCUGCAUGUCCCUGUUCAAUCUGGCAGUGAUGCUGUGUUGACGGCCAUGAACAGGGAAUAUACAUCGGGUGAGUUCAGGACCGUGGUAGACACCUUAACAGAACUUGUGCCAGGGAUGCAAAUUGCUACCGACAUAAUAUGCGGGUUUCCUGGUGAAACCGAUGAAGAUUUUUCUCAAACUGUUGGGCUAAUCAAGGAUUACAAGUUUGCUCAAGUUCAUAUAUCUCAGUUUUACCCCAGACCAGGGACCCCAGCGGCAAAGAUGAAGAAGGUACAAAGUAAGAUAGUGAAGCAAAGAAGCCGUGAGCUCACUUGUGUCUUUGAGGCUUUUGCACCAUACACGGGAAUGGAGGGCAAAGAAGAGAGAAUAUGGAUAACCGAAAUAGCUACCGAUGGAGUCCAUUUGGUUGGGCAUACCAAAGGAUAUAUACAGGUCUUAGUUAGUGGACCAGAAAGUAUGCUUGGGACUUCAGCUAUAGCGAGGAUAACAUCUGUAGGGAGAUGGUCAGUGUUUGGGGAAGUGAUUGAGACACUAACCUCUACAAAUAUAAAAACACAAAUCCGAGAGGAGACAAAGCCGCCAUGUACCUCUGAUGUCAGUACUUGUGAGACUUGUAAUUGCUCUGCUGAGAGCUGUGGAGAAGGGAAAUCGGGAGAGGCCUGUAACGUGUCUGGAGAUAUAACAAGACAGGAUGAGAAGACACAAGGAAAGUCAAAGACAAAAGAGGAAGAGAAGCAAGGAGUGGUUUCACAUUGGGGUUUUGUUGACAAGGCACUUGUGUGUGGAGUUUUCAUAAGCUCUCUCACAAUUCUUGUUUUGAUGAUUAGCAUCGCAUCUAAAGUUUUGCUGCGUCAUCAAUGAAUCAAUGAGAUUCAUGGUGGUGGAAGAACCUUUAUCUAGUUUUUGACCUUUUUUUGUUUGCUUUGACUAUAUCCCCGUUAUAUGCAUCUUUACUUUUCAAUGAAUCUUUAUUUCUGAUUUUCUAACUUCAGAGUCACUUAAGAAUGCUUGUUCCACAAUAAUUUAUAUAGUCCAUGAUUUAUAGCA